Messenger RNA from Saccostrea echinata, 9360 nucleotides. Its product is annotated as dentin sialophosphoprotein-like. NCBI's taxonomy places the organism in Eukaryota, Metazoa, Mollusca, Bivalvia, Ostreida, Ostreidae. The transcript has 17 exons. Bases 127 to 6963 code for a protein of 2278 amino acids. The record is from RefSeq and is a predicted model, not a curated record.
UAAGGGAACAAUUUAUCUUACAAGAUGACAACGUGUGCCAUUGAUUGACAGAGACCAACUUUGCAUGAUAUGUGUUUGAAGAUAUAUCAAAUUCAUUGAAUCAGAACUUUAACAGUAAGUUGAAAAAUGUCCUACAGUUCAUUAAUGACAAACAUUUGGCCUCCUCCAAAUGAUGAAGUGAGGUCACGUCUGGAACGUUUACAAGAACUCAAACAGCUAAGAGAAAAGAGAGAAAGUACUAGUACUCUACCCCCUCGCACGGACAGCGGGGACUCGGAGGGAUCUAGGCUCAGUCGUAGGCAGCUUCUCAAUACCAGGACCUUACCAACAAGCCGGCUCAGAGAAAAACAAGGAGAACGGCUCAAAGCCACCCUGGAGAAGAAAUCACAGAGCUCAAGUUUGUCACAGGAAGCUAAUGGCAGGGCUGACUAUGGUGGAGCCAGACCCAAAAAUUUCAGUGCCUCACUUAGAGGAAACUCAUCCGAAAAGUCAGAAAUCCUGGCAUCUAUAAGGAAGAGGGAGAGCGACAGCUUAAUAGGAAAGGAUAGACAAAGGACAUUCUCAGCAGACAGUGAUACAUUUGAUGAUCAUGAGCCAAGUAGUAAUGUGUUAAACAGGGCCACCUCAGCGAGGUUAACAUCCAUUGGAAAUCCGGAUGAACUGGAGGCUAGUAUCAAACCCCAGGACGUGAGUGUGGAGUCAGAAAGUGCUGACCAUACAGAGGACAUCGAGAGCUUCAAACAGAGUUUAUAUGGUACAACACAGACAAAAUCAACCCAACAGGAAAAAGUGCUGGUGCCAUUCACUGAACACUCUAGCUUAAUAGACUCUUCUAAAUUGUCAAACAGGAUAAUGACUUCAAGUAAAAGUGAAAGUAAGGUAAAACUGGGAGACUCUGCUCGGUGGAGAAAGAACGUUCCUCAAAGUAAAGAUAAGUCAACAAUAGUGAAUGGUGAAAAGUAUGAGACUAGUCAUGAACAAGCUGAUGUGAAAAAUGGAGGAUUAGAUUCAAAUAUGGACACUAGCACUGUGAAGUCAAGUGUAUCUACAGAAAAGUCAGAAACUAUCAAUGAACAACAAAGUGAAAGUGGAAAAGCACUAGUAUUUGAUGGGGAAAGUUUAACUAUGACAGGGGGAAGUGAAAGUAACACUGACACUCUAUUAGGCCAUGACACUGUAUUAUCUGAACAUGACAUUCAAAGGAACACUACUGAAACCAAUGGUGAAGUUACAGAGAAAAAUAAUUCCUCAAUAAAUGGUUUAUUAGACAGAGUUGUACAUGGAUCAUUUAGUGUUAGUGAACAGACAUCUGAUUUCAGUGUUCCAAGUCCUGCAGAGAAUUCCAAUUACAAAGACAGCAUUCUGAAUGAAAGUGACAGCAUCUUUGACUCUAGAUACGAGAAUGUUGUGGAGGAGGACACAUUUCCCGACAGAGACUCUUGGCAGAGUGAUCGCUGGGGAGGAGAAAGUUACACUUCAUAUAGGAAUACCUGGCAGACAGACAGACCAAGUUUUGAUAGAAGCAGUGGAUAUGCUCCGAAACAAUCCAGACGUGAGGUUCUGACGGCUAACAGGACAAAACAACCCACAACAAGAAUCACUAGAUAUGCAUCCUUACCUAGCAGUGCAGACAGUCGUGUGUCUGAGUUCAGAUCGAGAUAUCUCAAUCGAGAUUAUCCAGAACCUUACACAAGCUCAUAUGGAGAUGACAACAGCUCAACUUCUUACCGAGACACAAGACAAGAGGACAUAUCCAGUAGGCUGGGAAACAUUUUAAGUGAUAGUUUUAAAAAGUUUGACAGUGUGCUCGAUGGAAAUGAUGCACAAAGGAGGUCUGAGGAUUCUUCAAAGAGUUUGAGGAGGACUGAAGAGCAACCGAGGAGUUUGAGGAGGAGCUACAGCCAGAGAGUGGAGAGUGACACUGACUCGAGACUCGGUCGAUUCAUAAGAUCGAGUGAGACAAAUAGUGACACUGACUCUAUACUCAGUCAGUACAGAAGAACUAAUAGUGAUAGUGAUUACAGAAGUCAGUAUGACAGUCCUUCUACUCAACCAGAUCUAGGGAUGAAUGAAUUUAUUUCAAAUAUUCGAAGUAGAAUGAGUGGGAUGAACCCAAUGAGUGAGAGUCGUAACAAGCCCCUAGCUCGAUCAGGCGGAGUCAGCUCAGUGUUGGAGAAUGCCAAGAGAAUGUUACUAGGUAUAACAGAUGAACCUGAAGUGAGUGAUAGUGAUGAACAAUUCAGAAACUUGAGACUUCAAACAGAACAAUUGACUGAUUCUCUAACAGAAAAUGUGACAGAAAACUUAAACACUGAAGAAAUUAGUGAAAGUCAUGGUCAGUCAGUAGAUGUUGAAGAUAAUGUUUCUGAAGUUCUGCUCGAAAAAGGAGACAUUAUUCAGCUGACAUCAGAACCUCAAUUGGACAGUAGUAAAAAAGUGAGUGAAAGUAUCAAGUGUGUUGAUCAGGAUGAAGAAAUUACAUUGAUUAAUAGAACAGCAUCUAACUCAUCACAAGUUAAAAAGAAAUUGGAAGAAUCAGUCCAAAAUGAAGCAAAAAGUUCUGCUCAAGUAAAUAAAGCAGAACUAUUGAAAAAUUCUAAAGUUGAUAGCCAAUCAGAGAGUGUCAAAACCCAGAAAACAAAUGACAGCAGUCCCAGCCCCAAGAAACAAAUUUCAUCCAAAGGAAAGAAUAAAAAGAAAAAGAAGGGAAAGAGGAAAAAAGAAACAGAUAAUAAAUCUGACUCCUCCAGUAGUAUUGACAGUAAAAGUCUAGAUGGCAAGAAAAUUGAGAUUUCUCAGAGUGAAGACAUUUUGACUGUAACCAUAGAAGACUCUGUUGAGAAUAGACAGAAAGAUUCAGGUGCAUCUGUAGGAGAACAGCUGGAAAGCAUGAUUAGUGACAUUGACCACAAAAGUGAGAAGACGUCCGUGGCCACGGAGGAUCUCCUCUCUCUGAACGGAAAAGAAGAGGGAAGCGAAUCAGUGUCCAGCAAAACUGAGAGCAGUGUCUCAAAGGCAACAUCUUGCAAGUCAAAUGAUGAACGCAAUCAGACCACCAAGUCCCAGAUUCAUGAGGCAGAUUUUGUAACAAUGGAUGAAGGUCUGCUUGCUGUGAAAAAGAAUCAGGAAGUCAGCUCUGACAAAAUCAGUCAACUUCAAGCUGAUAGUGAACAGUUUGAAACAGCUUCAGAGGAAGAGUUUUAUGAAGCAACACCAGGGGAGUAUGUGGAUGAAGAGGGAAAUGUUUUUGUAGAGCAUAGGGAGAAAUUCAUUUAUGUGACUGAAGGAUCCAAAGUAAGGAAGAGAAAACUCAGCAAAAAGACUCUACUUGGAGAAAAACAUUCUGAGGAAGUGAAACCAGAAGCUGAAAGCUCUAGACUUGGUCAUGUCAAGGAAUGGAUGGAUAGCAACAUAUUUCCUUCUAAUAACACAGUGCAUGAGAAAGACCUUGGUGUGAAAUCUAGUGACCAUGGAAGUCAGCUGUCUGUGAAUUCUACUCUUGGUGAUUUUGAUUCUAGAGGAAGCCUGGGCAGCAAAGAAGUGUUGGAGGAUGGGAAAACAAUUACAAAUGAAUCUGUACACAGUACUGAGACUUCCAAAACCAGUGCAGUGCUAGAAAAGAGGGAUUCUUCCAUACAAACUAAUAUGUCAUCAUUGAAUAUGCGGGACAGUGGGACUCAAAUGUUAAUAAGGGCUAGAAAUAUUGGUGUGCAGAUUGAUUCAGAAAAUUAUGAUAAAUUUGUUCAAACUCUAGGAGAACUUGUGUGUCCUUGUUGUAACAAUAAAAUUAACAUUCAGGAAGGUUUUAUCGCCUCUGCUAAAGACAGAGAUGUUCAGAAAGUAAAAGAAGAAUUGAAGUUAAAGCUUGGAGUAGAAAAUGAAGGGCAAAACAAAGUGGAAAGAUCUAUUUCAUCUUCAGAUACCAAUGCCUCAUCAAAAUCUUCUUCAUCGCAGAAUUCUGUGACAGCAUCACCAAAAAGUCCAUCUUUGACCUCAUCAAUGAAUCAGAGGCAAGUAGAUAAGAGUCCAGCUGUUACUCUGGGAAAACAAAGUCCCUCUGCUGUCAAAAGAAACAAUUCUGCAAGAGAACUGACCACAAAGAAAAGUCCAGCAACCACUCCAAGAAAGCAGAGUCCUGCAAGAAAAAGUCCAGCCACUACACCUAGGAAACAAAGUCCAACAAGAAAAAGUCCAGCCACUACACCUAGGAAACAAAGUCCAACAAGAAAAAGUCCAGCCACUACACCUAGGAAACAAAGUCCAACAAGAAAAAGCCCAGCCACUACACCUAGGAAACAAAGUCCAACAAGAAAAACAGGACUAAGUAAUGGUGAAGUAAGCAAAGGAAGUUCUAAAGUUAGGAAAGAAAAAGUUUCCAGUAUGCAGGAUCUUCUCUUUGAAAAUGGUGAGCAGACAACUGAGAAAAAGCCUGAGGGUAAGAGACGUCCAACUACACCUAAACCAGGAAAGAGGGAAAAGACGCCUGAAAGAAAGAAACGGGAGGCAUCUGCAGAGAGGCAAAGCGAUGAUGAAUUGAGUGAAAGGAAUGGUUUGCCUGGAUACAUGCAACCCACAAAGUCUAGCAGGAGAAAGAAGUCAAUAGGAAACAGUGAGGAGCUUAUGGAGGAGAAUAAGCAGAAGAAAGGAACACCCACCACACCAAGGAAAACUGUCACAGAUGAGGAACAGGAGGGAUUUACCACUAUGAAUGACAAUCCUUUUAUCAGGAGUGAUCGCCAACGAACUUCUGUGGGACCAAGUGGACAGAGAUCAUCAGGGAAAUGGUAUCGCAAAGAACCAUUGAAGGAUGAAGAGGAAAGCAAGAAAGGAAAAACACGUACAGCGAAGAAACAGAGGUCCACAUCUGUAUCAUCGACGUCAUCAGAGAAAAAUCUGGUCAACGGAAAUUCUAAAAUGAAUACUAAAAAUGUACUUAGAAGUGAUGAAAGGCUGGAUCUCUCUGGCCUAGGGUCACAAUCCAGUCUGCUGGAAACUGAUCUGGAUGAAGCUAUGGGAUAUAACAACUGUGAAGCAAAUGAAGACUCAGAUGUAACACAGGUAUUCAUUGAUACCAUUCCAUAUACAAACAGCCAUUUUCUUGGACCUGACUUGAAAACAUAUGCUGAAAAUAUCUCUAAAAACAUUGCUGAGAAGGAAGUUAUGAAACUUGAAAGUGACAGUAAUCAAAAUGAGAAUACACCAAUGUCUAAUGUGAAGCUCUCUCUUCCACCACCAAGGGCAGAGUCUGAGGAAAAGGAAGCAGAGGUCACACAAACUCUUGAUGGCAAAGAGGAUGCAGCAUCCAAACAGAAGCUUCUCAGUGAAGAGGAGCAGGCAGGUGUUCCCGUGGAAACAGAAGAAGAAGAAGAUGAAGUGGCCCCUGUCAGAGUCAACCUCAGCAACUGGGACCCUACCAAAUUACUGAAUGAUUUGUAUGCAGUCCAGCUAAUGCCAGAUGAUGCUAAGGACAUCUCUGAUAAAUUUGUUGCCAUGGAAGGACUGAUGGAGAAACUUCCCAUGAACAAGAAAAAGGCUACUCUUCUGAAAACCUGGAAACGGAGAUUCUUCCGAGCUAAGGAUGGUUGGCUGUAUUAUUAUGAGACAAGUAACCGAGACAAGCCCAGUGAUACGCUGCAGCUGAUGGGAGGAAAAGUGGAUGACCUCGGGAACAGAAUUCUGGGUAUUGAUGAUGGGAGGGGGAAGUACCUGAUGGUUCGUUGUCCCACAGACAAGGAAUACGGUCAGUGGAAGUUAGCGUUAGAGUCGCAGACAGCAGACAAUGUCAAGGCCACCUAUGUACGACCAGUGUUGUCAUGUUCCCCACAUCCUCAGAAAAAAGUGAUCCUGAUAGACAUAGGAAGUAGUGCCAUACGAGCUGGAAUUCUGGGAGAACAUGCUACCUUGCCGACUCUGUUUUUCCCUAACGUGGUGGCACACUCUGGUGACAGUAAAGAGCUGGCUGCUGGAAUCGAGGCAUUUAAGCCGGAGUACAGGAAGACUACAUCUAAAACGGUCCACCCCACGGAUAAAGUAGAUAAGUUUAGCAUCGACAUAUCUACAAUCGGUGCUGUAUUCCAAAAAGUUUUCACUGACCUCAAAGUGGAACCAGCUGAAUACUGGAUGAUGAUCAGCACCCCUCAGAAUCUGGGAGAUAAGAUCCGGGCUGGAUUGAUGGAGACACUAAUUGACAAGUACAAUGUUCAGGGAGUAUGUAUGGUGAUGCAGUCACUUCUAGCUCUCUACUCGUACAAUGCCACGUCUGGAAUCAUAGUCGACAUCGGAGAAAGGAUGGAGAUUCUACCAAUCUACGAUGGUUUUGUGAUAGAAGGUGGGGUUUCCAGGCAGUCGUAUGGAGGACAGAAGGUCAUAGAAUCUCUGAACUCUUGUCUCCAAGGUUACAACUUCUCCACACCUAUACAACAGCUACUGGUCCGCUACGUUAUGGAACAGUCGUGUUACCUAGUCACUGAUUAUAAGGAAACUCUGAAGAAAUGUGAAGAAGACCCGGACAGUUAUAAAGCCACUGUUUACCUGAAUAACUUUGAUCUUCCGGAGGGGGCCACUAUGGAGGUCACCCAUGACUACAGCUGUUUUAAGAGUCCUGAGGGGUUCUUUAACACAGACCUGUGGGGUAUGGAUUACCCCUGUGUCCAUAAGUUAGUGUUCCAGGCUAUCCAGUCCUGUCCUAUAGAUAGCAGGAAGAGAAUGUACAGGGCUAUUUACCUGAGUGGAGGUGUGACUAGGUUACCUGGAUUUGCUGAAAGGUUACAGUGUGAACUACAGAAACUAGCUCCCCCCUCUGUCAUGGUGGAGGUACAUGCCUCUCCCCAGAGGUAUCACAGUGCCUACAUUGGAGCCUGCUCACUUGCCAACAUGGAGCAAUUCAAACAAAUCUGUAUCAGUGCUGAGGAAUGGAAAAAAGAUGGAGUCAAGACAUUUAAAAAGUGGAAUAUGGCAGGCUGAAAGGCAUGCUGGGAGGAAUAUUUAAGUAAAGGAAAAUUCUCAAAAUUUACUUUUCACAUUCCUUUACAAGACAUUCCCUAUAUCAAUAGUUUGUGGGUUUCCUGCACAUAUCUGAAUGUUGUCAUGAAGUACAGUUUUUUUGUAUUUCCAACAAAAUUAUUUUUCUGUGAUCCUUUUAAUAAACUGCAUUUUUGAUUAUUAUUAUUAUUAUAUAUUUAUUUCUGCAAAAGGUGUUAUGUCUGUCUGUAAUAUGCUUUGAUUUUAGAGUUUUUAGUAACAUCUUGUUUGUUAUUUUGAUUAGAGACUUCAAUGAACUGAGAACUUUACCAAAGAUAUUUACUUCUUGUAGUGAUCUAAGAACACAGGAAUGGAUCAAGUUCAUUGAAUCUUUGCUAUUAUUCUUUUUUCCUUGAAGAUCAAUGCUAAAUGAGAACUAUUGUUAGAUUUGUAGUGCACACUGCCAUUUUGAAUGGCUGCCAUUUCUGUGUUAUGGAUUAUUUGUGAAAUGUUUGUGUCCACCUUAAAAAAUAAGACCAAGAUUGUCUUCCAUAUUAUCAAACAUUUAAUACUAGCAGCUUGUAGGAUGAUAUUUUUGUUUUAUAUUUUGUGUUUCUCAGUGGUAUCAAGUGUUCCAAUGAAUCGUGUGCUUUGAUUGUGUUAAAUGUUUCUUCUGAACCAGACAUCUCAGUCAUUAAUUAGCAAAUUAGUGUAAGUUACAGGUAACUGAUAAAUGAGGUAAAAAUGAGGAUAUGUUUUUAUCAUAUACAUAAAUUUUUAUUUUUAGACUGAUAGAAAAAUUGUUCUUAAAAAAACCCUCAUUUAUGAAAUACUAAAUAUAAUUGAUAUUUAUAUAAAGAGGAGUUAAAUCUGAGAAUAUGUUAUACUCAAAGUGUCUUGCCACAAAAGGAAGAAAUUUUCCUGGAAUCCAUGUUUUAAUUCCUUUGCUGGUCAAUUCUUCAUAACAUGGAGGGAAUUCAGAUGGUUAUUUAUAUCAACACAUCAAGCACUUCUUGUGGAAUGUAUUUUGGACUUAAACUAUGCAUAGAAAAUUAAUUUCAAAUAUACAUAUAUAUAUAAAGAAACCCUCUUUUAGAAAUACACUGUUGUUGAUUUUCAUUUACAAAAUUCAUCUAGUCUUUUAUUUUGAGAUAAUUAUCAACUAGGACUAAAUGUUCUCCAAAAUGUUUUUAAAAUGUCUCUUUCCUUGGUCAUCUUUAAAAAAAUUGUUUGCUCUCUCCAGAAAUGCUGACUAAAAACGGCCUGACUCAAAACUUUUUUUUAAUCUACAGAAAACUUUUUUUUUUAAAUAAUUCCAAUUUUUUUUUCAUUCCAUUAACUAUUCUAUUCCUAAUUAAAUGUAGUUAGCCACUGUAAUAUCAUAUUCCUAAGUUUUUUGGAAUUUAUAAAAAAAAAAUUCUCCCUACCUACCUACCCAAUAUUUUCAUCCUGAAUAGGAAGAGGGCAAGCAAAAAUUUUUUUUAAAGGUGGCCUGAUUUAUAUCCUAUAAAAUACCUAUAUUCAGAAAUUAUUGUUUAAAGUUGUGUCUAGACACAUUUUAUGUAUUUCUUAUUUAUUAGUCGUUAAUUUAUUUUCCUGUGAAAUAUAUAGGAUAUAUCCUUUAAAUCAUUAGAGUUAAAAACUUCAGAAACACAUUGAACUGAUGAAAUGUGAUUAGAAUAAGUUUUUUCUUCUUAGAAUUGAAAAUUGUCAAUAACAUUUGAUACAUAUUUUACAUACUUUUUACAUAUCCACAUUUUUAUAUGCUGAUGUGGAGGAACACAGCAGUGACUUGAGUAAUGUGAAUUGUGGAAGCUAGGUGAUGUACUACUUGUGGCAAAGAUAUAUGUACAUGUGGCUAGUUGACUGUAAACAUUUUUGGCAAGGUUGUGUCAUUUUAGCAAUAUUUCUCAAUGCCAGUGAAAAAAAAAUUCCUUAUUAUGGUUGUGUGUUUUUUUGUGCAAUAUAUAUUUGGCCUUGUGAUAUUGAAAUGAAAUGCUAUAACAUUCCAUUCACACCGUGACGUAUGGUGUGUACAUGUCUUUAUUUACUGCAUUAUUCAAAGUUAUUUUUACAUUAUACAUAUUUACUAGAGGACAAAUUCCUGAUAUACUAUAUUUAUAUAGUGUAAAUAUAUGUAUAACUGAAUUGUAUUGUGCCAGGAUAAUUUUAUAUUAUACAUGCAGACUUCAAAACUAACUGGUAUAUCAUUCCAUUUAUGUUGUGUACACAUGCAUUACUAAAUUGUAUCAUUCCAGGAGCUCAUUGCUGAAAUGUUUAAGUACAUUUGCACUAUUGUUGGGAUUUUUUUUCUAAAAUAAUUUUAUCUCCAGUAUUUUGUAUUGAGUAACAAACAAUAUGAUACACAUUUUAUUUACUGCAAUAAAUUGUACAAAUGAU